This is a messenger RNA of Erpetoichthys calabaricus (reedfish), 3653 nucleotides long. It is a transcript of the gene extl3, whose product is annotated as exostosin-like glycosyltransferase 3. The coding region runs from base 621 to 3392 and encodes 923 amino acids. The record is from RefSeq and is a predicted model, not a curated record. The transcript has 6 exons. Lineage: Eukaryota; Metazoa; Chordata; Cladistia; Polypteriformes; Polypteridae. Gene Ontology annotation, molecular function: glycosyltransferase activity. Gene Ontology annotation, cellular component: membrane.
AAUGCACCGCGACAGUGGCCUUUUUAUUCAGUCGCUCCCUAACACAGCCAUGGAGAGAACAGGCAGCUCUUCGUCUCACUUAAACAGUUGCCGAGGUUGAGCGUGAGGUGAUGAGUAAGCGAAGUGGGGAAUUUAUAGCAAGCAACGACCUGCCGCUGACUGAUGUCCCGACUUUGAAAACUCCAAAAAAGAGCACCUCUGCCUAUCUCCGUUCCAGCAGCACUUUUCUGGAAACAUGCAUCCAGAAAAUAAAUUCCAAAUGUGGACAUUUCAUUGAUAUUAUUGUGAUGGAAAAUCUAAUCUUUGGCUACUGUUAUUUAAUUUUGUUAAAAGAAAUGAAGUUUUUUUUUAAGAAUUUUCAAAACUGAGUAAUGAAGCUGUAAGAAUGAUAAACCAUUUGGUUUGAACCACUGGAGCACCUCUGAUUGUAUACAAAAACCCUGAAGUACGUUGAAGUCUGACUUUAAGUAGUAAAGUUGUGCUUUGUGUUCCAUUUUUUUUAAAUUCCAAAGAAGAGUUUUCCACCAUGGCAACUUACCCUACUUAAUUCUGUUUAUGCAUGUCUUUGCAUAUGGCUGCGUGUAUGUAUAUGUUUGCACGUAUACACACACAAAUAGUAAAUGACUAAGAAUACCAUGCUUCGUGCUGGGAAUGGCUCUGGGAGUAGCGGGCAGCAAUGGGUGCUACGCUGGUCUAACCGUAUCCGCUUGACUUGGUUGAGUUUUACUUUGUUUAUUAUUCUUGUCUUCUUCCCGUUGAUUGCCCACUAUUAUCUUACUACAAUUGAUGAAACGGAGGACGUUGGAAAGCGAAUAUUUGGCCCCCGGCCUGGCAGUGAACUUUGUGAAGUGAAGCAUGUGCAGGAUCUUUGCAGAAUCCGUGAGUCUGUAAGUGAAGAACUUCUUCAGUUGGAGGCAAAACGCCAAGAACUCAAUGGGGAGAUUGCUCGGCUUAACCUUAAGAUUGAAGCUUGCAAAAAGAGUAUUGACAGUGCCAAACAAGACCUGCUGCAGCUCAAAAAUGUCAUUAGCCAGACAGAGCACUCUUACAAGGAGCUCAUUGCACAAAACCAGCCAAAACUCUCUUUGCCUGUACGUUUGCUUCCUGAUAAAGAUGAUGUGGGACUUCCUAUGCCAAAGUCACCUCACUCGUGCAAAUUGCAUUCUUGCUUUGACUACUCCCGUUGCUCAUUGACUUCAGGGUUCCCAGUCUAUGUUUAUGACCCGGAUAGCUAUUCUUGGGGUGCUGCUAUUGAUACACUAGUCAAACAGUCUUUUUUGGCAUCUGCAAAAAGUAGCAUCUAUGUCACCGAUGAUCCAGCCAUUGCUUGCAUUUACAUUGUUCUAGUUGGAGAAGUACAGGAGAAUUCCUUAAGCAGAUCUCCUGAAGACUUAGAGAAGCAGCUUCACUCUCUACCUUAUUGGAGAUCUGAUGGACACAAUCAUUUGUUGGUUCACUUGUCCCGUAAAUCUAUGACACAGAAUUACCUCUAUAAUGUUAGCACAGGGAGAGCAGUUAUGGCACAGUCCACGUUUUUUGAGAAACAAUAUCGACUUGGGUUUGAUCUUGUCAUCUCGCCAUUGGUCCAUGCACUGUCUGAACCCAACUUUCUUGAGUUGCCAUCACAGGUGCCAGUGAAAAGGAAAUACCUGUUCACCUUCCAAGGAGAGAAGGUAGAAUCACUCAAGAACAGUUUACAGGAAGCUCCGCCACGGUCUUUUGAAGAGGAAAUGGAAGGAGACCCCCCAGCUGAUUAUGAUGAUCGAAUCAUUGGAACUCUAAAAUCUGUUCAAGACAGUCAUCUUGAUCAAGUUCUUGUGGAAUUCACAUGUAAAAACCAUCCAAGGCAAAGCAUUUCUACAGAAUGGGCUUUAUGUGGGGAGCGUGAAGAACGGCUUGAACUUUUAAAGGCUUCCACUUUUGCUUUAGUGAUAGGUCCUGGUGACAGUCGCUUGGUGGCCUCCACAAGCAGUAGCAUGAGACUUUUUGAAUCUCUAGAGGCAGGAGCCAUUCCUGUGAUUCUUGGCGACCAGGUUCGUCUACCAUAUCAUGACUUCAUUAGUUGGAGUGAGGCGGCCAUUAUUAUCCCAAAGCCACGUAUCACAGAAGUACAUUUUCUUUUACGUAGCAUUUCUGACAACGAUGUGUUAGCUAUGCGGCGUCAGGGACGUUUUCUUUGGGAAACCUACUUCUCAACAGCAGAGUCUGUUUUCGGGACUAUUUUGGCUGCUUUUCGAACACGUAUCCAGAUUCCUGCUGCACCCAUUUCUGAAGAGUCAGCCCAAGAAAUCCCCCAUAAAUCUGGUAAGGCUGCUGGAACAGAUCCUAACAUUGCAGAUAACGGAGACUUGGACCUUGGUCCAGUAGAGACAGAGCCACCUUAUUCUUCCCCUCGUUAUCUUCGCAAUUUCACCUUUACAGCGGCAGAUAUUUACCGUGCUUGGAAUCACCCUCCAGGUCCUUUUCAUCUUUUUCCAUAUACUCCAUUGGACCCCGUACUGCCCUCUGAAGCCAAGUUUCUUGGAUCAGGAACAGGAUUUCGGCCCAUUGGAGGAGGUGCAGGUGGUUCUGGGAAAGAGUUUCAGGCUGCUCUUGGGGGUAACGUGCCACGGGAGCAAUUUACGGUGGUGAUACUGACUUAUGAAAGGGAAGAAGUGCUGAUGAAUUCGCUGGAGCGUCUUAAUGGACUUCCAUAUCUCAAUAAGGUGGUAGUUGUGUGGAAUUCCCCAAAACCACCAUCCGAAGACUUGUUGUGGCCUGAUAUUGGAGUUCCUGUCGUGGUAGUACAAACUGAAAAAAACAGUUUGAACAAUCGAUUCCUUCCUUGGGAUGCUAUUGAGACUGAAGCAAUCUUGUCAAUUGACGAUGAUGCACAUCUCCGCCAUGAUGAAAUCAUGUUUGGAUUUCGAGUUUGGCGGGAAGCCAGAGACCGAAUAGUUGGAUUUCCUGGAAGGUAUCACGCAUGGGAUGCAAGCCACCAGUCUUGGCUAUACAACUCAAACUAUUCAUGUGAGCUGUCAAUGGUGCUCACGGGGGCGGCCUUUUUCCACAAGUACUAUGCAUACUUGUAUUCUUACGUGAUGCCUCAAGCUAUACGUGACAUGGUCGACGAAUACAUCAAUUGUGAAGACAUCGCUAUGAACUUUUUGGUUUCUCACAUAACCAGGAAACCGCCAAUCAAGGUGACCUCUCGUUGGACCUUUCGCUGCCCGGGAUGUCCACAGGCACUCUCUCAUGAUGAUUCACACUUCCACGAACGGCACAAGUGCAUUAAUUUUUUUGUUAAGGUAUACGGUUACAUGCCACUGCUGUACACUCAGUUUCGAGUGGACUCUGUUCUGUUUAAAACACGGUUACCACACGACAAGACAAAAUGCUUUAAGUUCAUAUAGGGAGGCCCACCAAGGGAAAGGCCCGGCCCAGCCUGAUGACAGAGGAGGGGGCUUUGAUUUGCCAGCAGUCUAAAACUUUGGGACCACUCGGUAAUUUAGCCUGAUGGAGGUUUAGCAGGCUUUGGCAACAAGAACACAUUCCUCCUCUGGACAAAGUGGGAAAACCAAGGAAUCUACUGGAGUUAAUUCUGUUAAUUUAUUUGUUUUAUCUGCUUUUAUAAUAAAUACGGUUACCUAAUAGGAAACUAAAAUGUACUGAAA